Messenger RNA from Myxozyma melibiosi, 1756 nucleotides. RefSeq names its product tRNA pseudouridine synthase A. The transcript has 4 exons. Gene Ontology annotation, biological process: mRNA pseudouridine synthesis; tRNA pseudouridine synthesis. Gene Ontology annotation, cellular component: nucleus. Gene Ontology annotation, molecular function: RNA binding; pseudouridine synthase activity. The coding region runs from base 63 to 1745 and encodes 560 amino acids. NCBI's taxonomy places the organism in Eukaryota, Fungi, Ascomycota, Lipomycetes, Lipomycetales, Lipomycetaceae. The record is from RefSeq and is a predicted model, not a curated record.
CUCAUCAUAUUCAAGAGUCAAUUAGAUUCUUAUUCAUUAAAUAGAAGGGAUAUUACUUGCAAAUGGAAAGCGAGGCUGCAUCAACUACGGCACAGCAGCAGAAUACCGAAAAUGCAACAAAACCUCCGUCAGAGGUCUCUGCUCAGACUUCUUCACUCGCCCCUGCUACAGCAGCAGACUCAGCACCCGCGGCAGACGCAAACGAGACAGUUCAAGUCGACAGCCGAUCAACUUCCAACCGAGGUGGGAAAAAAGGCGGAAAACGUGCCCGCGACGGGCAACAAUCAAAAAACCCUGACAUGAGACCUAAACGUGGCCGUACAGAUUGGGGUCCGCGUACCAAGCGCGAGGGAGAGGGAGAAGGCAACAAAGAACCGCGAAGACCGAAGCGUAAGGCGGCGUGCUUGAUCGGGUAUUGUGGUACCGGAUACCAUGGCAUGCAAUUGAAUCCUCCGCAGAAGACUAUCGAGGGUGAUUUGUUUGAUGCGCUUGUGAAGGCGGGAGCGAUUUCCAAGGACAACUCGGAUGAUCCCAAGAAGGUGGGCUUCAUGCGUGCCGCGCGCACCGACAAAGGAGUGCACGCAGCCGGCAACGUGAUCUCCGCAAAGCUAAUCAUCGAAGACGAAGACAUCGUCGAGAAAAUCAACUCGCACCUACCCGAGCAGAUCCGCGUCUGGGGCAUCACCCGCACGACCAAUGGCUUUGACUGCCACAAGCACUGCGGGUCGCGCAUCUACGAGUACCUGAUCCCCUCGUUCUCGUUCCUGCCUCCGCGGCCGACGUCGCUGUUCGGCAAGCGCAUCAAGGAGAUGGAAGAAAAGUACCCCGGCGGCCGCCGCAAAGACCCCGAAGGCGAAGCGUUCUGGGCGCGUGUGUCUGCGAAACUCGCCGAGGCCGGCAUCACGCAGGAACACGUGCUCGAGGACUACGCGCGCAUGCUGCGGCAGACUGCGAACAUCCCGCGCGAGAGCGGCGACAAACGCACCGACCGCGGGUCCGACGACGAGCUGGACGCGCAGCCGCUGACGGAGGAGCAGAUGGAGAUCUUCAACCGGAUCCGCGCGAUCGAAGACCGCGAGCGGCGCGCGUUCCGGAUUUCUUUGGACCGGCUCGAGCUCGUGCGCAAGGCGGUCAAGGUCUACGAGGGAUCGCAUAACUUCCACAAUUUCACGCUCAAGAAGGAGUACACGGACCCGAGCGCGCGGCGGUACAUGAAGAACUUGUCGGUCAGCAGGCCGCAUCUGAUCGAGGGCACCGAGUGGAUCUCGAUCAAGAUCCAUGGACAGUCGUUCAUGCUGCACCAGAUCCGCAAGAUGGUCUGCAUGGCUGCCCAGGCCGUCCGCGCGGGCACGCCGAUCAGUCGUAUCAAGGAAUCGUUUUAUAAGCAGAAGCUGAAUAUCCCGAAAGCCCCCGCGCUAGGCCUCUUGCUCGAGCGGCCGAUGUACGACGGCAUCAACGAGCGGCUGCAAUCGUACGGACGCGGCGAGCUCACGUUCGACCCGUACAACGAGCAGAUCGAGGCGUUCAAGCAGAAAUACAUCUACGACAAGAUCUACGCGGUCGAGCUGAGAGAAAACACGUUCUACUCGUUCUUCAACUUUAUCGACUCGUUCAAGGGCGGUCACGCGAUGGAUUUCUUCACCGCAAAGGGAGAAGAGGACGACACGGCGGAGUCUGAGGUGUUUCUUGAUGAGGAGGAUAAAGAGGAGUUGUUGUCCGGAGACGAGGCGGAUCGCGAGGGUUGAGCGCUGCGAAU